This is a messenger RNA of Pyricularia pennisetigena, 1293 nucleotides long. RefSeq lists its product as uncharacterized. Bases 1 to 1293 code for a protein of 430 amino acids. The record is from RefSeq and is a predicted model, not a curated record. Gene Ontology annotation, cellular component: fungal-type vacuole; plasma membrane. The transcript has 3 exons. NCBI's taxonomy places the organism in Eukaryota, Fungi, Ascomycota, Sordariomycetes, Magnaporthales, Pyriculariaceae.
AUGGCGGCAUUAACGAUGCAUGAUUGUGACAUCAACUCAUGCCCUGUUCCAAGCGGUUUUGUCAACACAACACCCCACCUGCCAGGCAACGCCGUUCUUUUGGCCAGCUUUGCUAUGGCCAUUCCCAUAAAUGUAUACUUUGGGGUUAGACAUGAGACUCCUCUUUACACCCUUCUUUUAGUCGCCGGCAUACUGCUCGAGAUCAUCGGUCAUAUUGGCAACAUUCUGUUGAGAGAUAACCUCGCCAGUCGUCCCUUCUUCACCAUGUACAUGGUGGGCUCCAUCACAGGUCCAACCUUUAUCGCUGCAGCGGUUUACGCCGUGCUGCCACACAUCCUAUCAGUAUAUGGCACGAGGUUUUGCGAGAUACCUUCGCCCUUGUGGCUUGGAUUGCUCUUUUUUGGCUUCGACGUCUUCACACUUGCAUUCCAGAUUGUGGGCUGCGUGUUCACUGUCGACGGCAUUGCAAGACCCGAGAUGAGUCAGGGCGUCAACAUAUUACUUGCCGGCUUGGCUAUCCAAGUUGCAAGUUUGCUGCUAUAUUUUGGCGUCUACUACGGAUUUGUGUCGAGAAUUUCAAGGCACCGAAACCGUCUCGAAGAGAAACAUUCCCAUAUCUAUCUUUCGCAACGCUUUAGGAUAUUCCUUGUUUGUCUGCAAUCAGCGGCGGCCUUGAUUCUCGUGAGAACAAUCGCCAGGAUAGUCCAGAUCUCAGGUGGCAUCGCCUCAGAUCUUUUUCAGUCUCAGACGCUGAGCCUGGUCCUCGACAGCGCUAUGAUUCUGCUUGCCUGUAUCGCUCUUACAGUUAUCCCGCCGGGCGUCGCGUUUGGAACUCGUGCCUGGAACGAGACUGCGCCACACAUGAUCGGCUUUUCUACAAACGGAACAUACAGGAGUGAGGGUAGCAGAAGCGUUCAUAACUACUCCCUUCAGUCCCACCGCGGUUCGUCGUCACCUGUGCAGGCGCCGUACCACUCCACACCCUACCAACCCAUCAUGCCUCUCCGCGGGCAGCAAGCCAGGGGUUAUGCGGAUCAGGUGCCGGCGCACUACCAGUUCCCAAACUUGCACAAGUCAACGACAAAGCCGCGGCCCAUCCGUGUGGCUCCCUACAGGCCAGACGACGACGACGGUAUAAGUAGAGCCGUGGGCAGUGCGGAACUCAUGCAGCCGGGGUCUGCGGGCAGCCAGACCAGUCCUCUAUCCAACUCACAGUAUGGAUACGACAAACAAGGCUCGAAGCGAUACUCGCCGCGGCAAAGUGACAUGGUUAAAGAUGAGGCGCUUUGGUGA